GGCGCUGUGAAGCUUUAUAAGGUAAAGUGUCAGAGUUAUCGACACUACCCGUAUUGAAUGUGAACAAAUUUCAUGGUUGAAAUCACGUGACCUUGCGAACGACCUCUAAUUCGGCACGAGCGUUUCCGUCAUUUGGUCCUGCUUUAUCAUAUCUCCUAGUUUCUGAAGUGCUUGUAGACGAUUUUUAGUGUACAUAGAUAUUAUUAAAGCGAUCAAGAUAUGAUACGUACCACAGCGAGGCUACGUAAUGAUUUGGCACGCACGAUACUUCGAAGUAGUAUGGGCCCUAACAUCGUUAGAACCGUGAUCAUUAGAUGUCUUCACAGAAAAUAUUUACAAAGGAUUCAGGUCCACGAUAGUUUACGUUUUACGGUGAUACCAUGGCAACAACAAUUACGGUUUUAUGCAGACUUUCCUGACCAUAUUAAAGUACAAUUACCUGCACUUUCUCCUACUAUGGAAACAGGUACUAUUGUAAGUUGGCAAAAAAAAGAAGGAGAUAAAUUAAAUGAAGGUGAUUUAUUAGCAGAAAUUGAAACAGAUAAAGCAACAAUGGGAUUUGAAACACCAGAAGAAGGUUAUUUAGCAAAAAUACUUGUACCUGCUGGAUCAAAAAAUGUUCCCAUAGGCAAACUUGUUUGCAUCAUUGUUUCAAAUGAAGAAAGUGUUAAUGCUUUUAAAGACUUUAAGGAUGAUACAGUAGCACCACCUAUUACACCGUCAGCACCAGCUGCGCCUGCUGCACCAGCACCAGCUGCACCAACACCUGCUGCACCAGCACCUGCAGUUGCACUUCCACCUACAAAAAUCACACCAGGAGAAAGGGUAUAUGCCAGUCCAUUAGCUAAAAGAAUUGCUGCUGAAAAAGGACUUAGUUUAGAGGGCCUGAAAGGUACAGGCUUAUACAGUUCCAUAACAUCUAAAGAUCUUGAAGGUGCUCCAGUUGCUGCAAAACCAACAGAAAAAGUAGCAGCAAAAGAGGUUGAUGUUGCAGAGGGCAUUGAUGUCCCUGUGUCGAAUAUACGGGCAGUUAUAGCGAAACGUUUACUUGAAAGCAAAAGAAGUAUUCCUCAUUAUUACCUUUCAAUAGAUAUAAAAAUGGAUGCUGCGUUAGCAAUGCGAGAGCAGUUUAAUAAAAUGUUAGAAAAAGAGAAAAUAAAAGUAAGCGUAAAUGAUAUUAUUAUAAAAGGAAUGGCAAUGGCUUGUAAAAAAGUACCCGAUGGUAAUAGUGCUUGGAUGGGUGAUGUUAUAAGACAAUAUAAUAAUGUAGAUGUAAGUGUAGCAGUAAGCACAGAGUCUGGUUUGAUUACUCCUAUAGUAUUUAGUGCUGAUGUAAAAGGUAUUGUCGAAAUUAGUAAAGAUGUGAAAGCAUUAGCAGCCAAAGCAAGGGAUGGAAAACUGCAGCCACAUGAAUUUCAAGGAGGCACGAUAACUGUUUCGAAUUUGGGAAUGUUCGGGAUUAAAAAUUUUUCUGCCAUUAUAAAUCCACCUCAAUCCAUUAUUCUUGCAGUAGGUGCAUCGGAAGUUAGAUUAAUACCUGCAAAAAAUGAAAAAGGAUUCACAACUGCUCAAUAUAUGUCUGUAACAGCUAGUUGUGAUCAUCGUACGGUGGAUGGUGCGGUAGGUGCACAGUGGCUUUCAGCCUUUAAAAACUUCAUGGAAAAUCCAACAUCCAUGCUCUUGUAGUAAGUCUCGUCAUUAACAUUUUAUAUGUUGGAUAGUCGAACAAUGCACAAGCAUCUUCAUUCAGGAAUGAAAGGUGAUACAUGUCCAAUGUAUUUAUAUAUAUUAUACAUUGAGUUUCUAAUUAUGCAUUUUCGAUAGACUGAUUUCUUUUGCAAUCUAAAAAUGAUUUUUAGAAAUGGAAUCUUUUUACAGAAUUACAUUAUUACGUGAAGCAACAUUAUAUCGUGAAAAGUUAAUCACUAAUCUAGUGAUACAUGCUUUUUUUGAUUAAUAUCAUCAAUGUUGCUACGAUAAACGCACGUAAAAGAUUAAGGACUAUCUUCUGAAACUAUCUUUAAAAUGAAAAAAUCAGUCUGAAAUAUUUUAUGUUCAAUGUAGAAGAUAUACUGCCAAUUUAGUUCUAAAUGAUUAAAUCAUCUAAAAACGGAUGAAAUGAGUUCUUGGUAAAUAUCCAUGAAACAUCUAAAUCAGUGUGCCAAUAAUAUCUUGGUAUCGAUCUUCGGUGGCCACUUGUACAUAUAUGUAUUUAUGUAAAUUGCUUUGUUUAUAUAGCUCAAAAAAUGACCAUCAUAUUAACUACCAAGAAAUUAAUGAACUACAAAUAAAAAAAUAAACUUUAUUUAAUAUA
Vespula pensylvanica (western yellowjacket) is the source of this 2314-nucleotide messenger RNA. It is a transcript of the gene muc, whose product is annotated as dihydrolipoyllysine-residue acetyltransferase component of pyruvate dehydrogenase complex, mitochondrial. Gene Ontology annotation, molecular function: dihydrolipoyllysine-residue acetyltransferase activity. The transcript has 7 exons. Gene Ontology annotation, biological process: pyruvate decarboxylation to acetyl-CoA. The record is from RefSeq and is a predicted model, not a curated record. Bases 220 to 1686 code for a protein of 488 amino acids. Gene Ontology annotation, cellular component: pyruvate dehydrogenase complex. Lineage: Eukaryota; Metazoa; Arthropoda; Insecta; Hymenoptera; Vespidae.